AUGCCUCUAUCGCGACGCCGCUCCUCCUUUUUGGGCCAAUCUGCGUCCUUGUCGUCGGCGUCCUCGGGGUCGGAGCGCCCGAGCACCUCAUGCGUCCGGGUGGCCCCGGGCGGGGCCUCGUCCCGGGGCGUCUUUGUAGGCGUGACCCUUCCGACGGGCGGUGCAUCCAAUCUGGGGACGCGCGUGUCUCGCAGAGCUUUGGGCAUCAGCAGCAUCUUCCUGCAGGGCACUAGGAGCAGCGCAGGGCCCCUGCUGCCCCGGGCGGGUCAGGGUGCAGCGGGGGUUGGUGCGGGCGGCGGCGGUGGCCUCAACAGCUGCUUGAUGGAGUACCGAGACAAAGUCCAAGCGCUGGAACAACUGAACCAGCAGCUGGAGGAGCAAAUCCACACGUGUCUGGACCGCAAGGCGUCUUGCGCUGGCGCCUGGGGGCCGCUCAGGGCCCAGUGGGAGGACGUCUACAGGCAGGUCAGCGAAGCAAUCCUGGACAACGCCCGACUGACGCUGCAGACAGAAAAUGUGCAGGCCAACGCUGAGGACUUCAAAGAAAGGUUUGAGAGCGAGCGACCAUUUCGGAAGGCAGCGGAGGACGAGAUGUCAUCGCUCUACAAAGUCUUGGAAGACGCCGGCUUGACUCGGGCGGAGCUGGAAGAACAGAUGGACGCAAUGAGGGUCGAACUGCAACAACUGGCGCGACAGCACGAGCAGGACGUGCGCCUCCUCUACAGUCAAAUGUCUGGACAGGAACUGGAUCAAACGGACGCUCCCAUCGAAACAAGCCUGGACCAGAUCCUGGCCUACAUCCGGAACCACUGGGAGAAAGUGACGGAGAAGAACCGAGGCGAGACAGACAGCUAUCAGGAAUGCAAGGACGCCAAGUGCGUGAGUCGGCUGAGUCCGGAUGAGGAAGAGCUGGAGGCGCUCAAGGUCCAGUGCUCCGACGCGGGCUGCAAGUUACAAAGCCUGCAGGCCGAGACCGAAUCUAUCCGAGCUCUGAAACGCGGCCUCGAGAACUCGGUGGGCGAUGCUCAGCACUGGCACGACAUGGAGCUCCAGAACCUGGGCUCAGUGGUGUCCAAGCUGGAGUCGGAACUGACGGACGUGCAGGCCGAGACGGAGCAACAGCGCAGGGACUACGACGGUCUCCUAGCGACCAAGCAACGGCUGGAGCAGGAGAUCCGGUUGUACCACGGGAUCCUGGACGGAGAGGAGCGCCGCUUCCGGCCCGCUGAGAGUUUCACUCCGCAGAGCAGUCACCAGAUGCAGCGUGGACCCCAGUAAGCCUUUCGGAAGCGGAGACAUUCCCAAUUGUACUUCCUACUGGCCAAUGAAACAGAUAUUAAAGGUCCUACCUUUUCAACCAA
Messenger RNA from Syngnathus acus (greater pipefish), 1361 nucleotides. It is a transcript of the gene bfsp2, whose product is annotated as beaded filament structural protein 2, phakinin. Bases 1 to 1278 code for a protein of 425 amino acids. The record is from RefSeq and is a predicted model, not a curated record. Gene Ontology annotation, molecular function: structural molecule activity. Gene Ontology annotation, biological process: intermediate filament organization. The transcript is spliced from 7 exons. Gene Ontology annotation, cellular component: intermediate filament. Lineage: Eukaryota; Metazoa; Chordata; Actinopteri; Syngnathiformes; Syngnathidae.